Molecule: messenger RNA, 408 nt
Organism: Parascedosporium putredinis
Lineage: Eukaryota; Fungi; Ascomycota; Sordariomycetes; Microascales; Microascaceae
Source: the annotation of a GenBank genome assembly
AUGCAAACGACGCGGCACAAGCCGCCCCGUCACCCACCGGCGGACGACGGGACGGCAUCCGAGGACAAGUGGUUCAUUUUCGCCAUUGGGCCCAACCAGCAGGGCCUCAUGAAUGUGCAUUUCCACCGCAGCUGGACCGGAAUUAAGGCCUUUGAACUCCUCAUCGACACUGGUGUCGAGGGUGCACAUCACGAAGGUUUGCGCUCCGCAGAUUCUGGCCCCAGCAAGGGUCCGCGCAUCACGUAUAUCUGGUGGGAGUCGCACCCAGACUACUGUCUCGAACACUCAGACGAGGCUGCCAACAAGGAGAUUGCCAGGAGAGCUUGUCAAUGGGUACUGGGUGUCACCCUACCGCUCGAGCACGGGGUGAAUCGGAAUCCUCGGAAACGAGCGUGGGAAUCCCUGUAA